GUACAAACAGGAUCGGGCGAUGCUUAGGCGGUGGUGGCCUCAGAUCCACACCGGCCCGCCGCUGGGCAUCCUCAUUGCGUGAACGCGAAGGUGAAGACGGGCGCGGUGUGGUGGAGAAGAUGGCGCAGCCGUCCUCCUCUCGACGUCAGGGAAGCGGCCGCAACAGAUCGAUUCCCGGCGUUGCAGGAAGAGGCGACGACGGCGCCGCAGCGGCAGGGGAGGACGGCAGGCGAGAGGAGGGUGGGGUGGAGGCGACGGCGCAGCGUGCUGCGUGAGGGAGGGAGGGCCGCCGGUCGUCGGCUGCCAGACCGAAUCCUACGAGUCGACGGGAUUGAGCAUACUUUUUGGCAACGUAUCCUUGUGCUUAAAGGGUACGCAUAUUUUAAACCUGGGACAUUUAUAUCGCAUCCAACGGUAGCAGCUGUGAGCGGAAUUAGAGUCGGGCAUCUCGUUCCGCUUCGCCGCGGCCGCCGCCGCCGCCUCCGCCUCCGUGUCGCCGCCGCCCCGCAGAACCCUAAAGGCCGCCGCCACCAUGCGCCGCCUCCCGCCCCUCCCCCGGCCCGCGGCCGCCGUCGCCUCGACAUCCACCCCGGACAUCGUCGCGGAGCUCGGCCGCGUCCUCUCCACGCGCCGCUGGAACAAGGGCAGCGCCUACAAGCGGCUGUCCCCCUCCGUGACGGCCGCGCACGUGGCCGACCUCUUCCGCGCCCCGGUGUCCCCUCUCGACCCGGCCACCGCUCUGGCCUUCUUCGAGUGGGUCGCGCGCCGCCCCGGGUUCCGCCACACCGCCGCCUCCCACGCCGCGCUGCUCCAGCUCCUCGCCCGCCGCCGCGCGCCCGCCAACUACGACAAGCUCGUCCUCUCCAUGAUUAGCUGCUCCGGCACCGCAGAGGACGUGCGUGAGGCCGUCGACGCAAUUCAGGCAAUCCGUCGAGUGGGUGGUAAGCGACUCGUGCUGUCCCCAAAGUGCUACAACUUGGCGCUCAGGUCGCUGCUGCGAUUCGACAUGACGGAGUAUAUGGGGAAGCUGUACUCGCACCUCGUGCAGGAGGGGUUGUUGCCAGACACGGUGACUUACAACACUAUGAUCAUGGCAUACUGCAAGAAGGGUAGUCUCGCCAUAGCACACCGGUAUUUCUGCUUGUUGAGGGAGUCUGGGAUGCAGAUGGAUACAUACACAUGUAAUGCACUGUUGUUGGGGUACUGCCGAACAAGUGACUUGAGAAAGGCUUGCUGGCUACUCAUGAUGAUGCCGCUGACGGGUUGCAGGAGGAACGAGUACUCCUACACCAUUUUGAUUCAGGGGCUCUGUGAAGCACGGUGUGUAAGGGAGGCACUUGUGCUUGUGUUCAUGAUGGUACAAGAUGGGUGCUCCCUGAAUCUGCACACGUAUACACUCUUGAUAAAAGGUCUUUGUAAGGAGGGCAGGAUUCAUGAUGCCAGGGGGUUGCUUGAUGAAAUGCCUUUGAGAGGGGUGGUACCAAGUGUUUGGACUUAUAAUGCAAUGAUUGAUGGGUAUUGUAAGUCAGGAAGGAUGAAGGAUGCAUUGGGGAUUAAAGCACUGAUGGAACAAAAUGGGUGUAAUCCAGAUGACUGGACAUACAACAGUCUGAUUUAUGGCCUAUGUGGUGGGAAGCUAGACGAAGCCGAAGAAUUGCUGAAUGGCGCUAUUGCAAGGGGCUUCACACCUACAGUUAUCACAUUCACUAACCUGAUUAAUGGGUAUUGCAAGGCUGAAAGGAUUGAUGAUGCACUCAGGGUAAAGAGUAAUAUGAUAUCAAGCAAUUGCAAGCUUGAUUUACAGGCAUAUGGAGUGUUGAUUAAUGUCCUCAUCAAGAAGUGUAGAUUAAAAGAGGCUAAAGAGACGCUGAAUGAGAUGUUUGCAAAUGGUUUAGCUCCUAAUGUUGUCAUUUACACUUCUAUAAUUGAUGGGUAUUGCAAGGUUGGGAUGGUUGGUGCUGCACUAGAGGUCUUCAAAUUGAUGGAACAUGAAGGCUGCCAUCCAAAUGCCUGGACUUAUGGUUCUUUGAUAUAUGGGUUAAUUCAGGAUAAAAAGCUUCAUAAGGCAAUGGCUUUAAUAACUAAAAUGCAAGAGGAUGGGAUAACUCCUGGUGUUAUCGCUUAUACUACUCUGAUUCAAGGCCAGUGCAAAAAACAUGAAUUUGAUAAUGCUUUCAGGUUAUUUGAAAUGAUGGAAAAGAAUGGCUUGACACCUGAUGAGCAAGCGUACAAUGUCCUAACUGAUGCACUAUGCAAGUCUGGAAGAGCUGAAGAAGCUUAUUCAUUUCUUGUCAGGAAGGGAGUCGUCCUCACAAAGGUAACAUAUACAUCUUUAGUUGAUGGUUUUAGCAAGGCAGGCAAUACUGACUUUGCUGCCGUCCUUAUAGAGAAGAUGGUCAAUGAGGGUUGUAAGGCAGAUUUGUACACAUAUAGUGUAUUGUUGCAGGCUUUAUGUAAACAAAAAAAACUGAAUGAAGCUUUGUCUAUACUGGAUCAGAUGACCGUAAGUGGAGUCAAGUGUAACAUUGUUGCUUAUACAAUAAUUAUCAGUGAAAUGAUCAAAGAAGGGAAGCAUGACCAUGCUAAAAGCUUGUUCAAUGAAAUGAUUUCAUCAGGACAUAAGCCUAGUGCAACCACAUAUACUGUAUUCAUUAGCUCGUACUGCAAGAUAGGUCAAAUAGAGGAGGCUGAGCAUCUAAUUGGGGAAAUGGAAAGAGACGGUGUCACACCUGAUGUGGUAACCUAUAAUAUAUUCAUUAAUGGUUGUGGUCAUAUGGGAUACAUGGAUCGUGCAUUUUCUACUCUGAAGCGCAUGGUGGAUGCAUCAUGUGAGCCAAAUUGCUGGACUUAUUGGCUUUUGCUCAAACAUUUUCUAAAAAUGAGUUUGAUCAAUGCUCACUAUGUAGACACAUCUGGCAUGUGGAACUGGAUUGAACUGAACACAGUUUGGCAGCUUCUUGAAAGGAUGAUGAAGCAUGGUUUAAAUCCUACAGUAGUGACAUACAGUUCUAUCAUUGCAGGAUUCUGCAAAGCAACACGACUAGAAGAAGCAUGUGUGCUUCUUGAUCAUAUGCUUGGAAAAGCUAUAUCUCCCAAUGAAGAGAUAUACACAAUGCUUAUCAAGUGUUGUUGUGAUAUCAAGCUCUUUGGAAAGGCUGUGUCAUUUGUUACCGACAUGAUAGAAUUUGGGUUUCAGCCUCAGCUUGAGUCCUACCACUACCUUAUUGUAGGCCUCUGUGAUGAGGGGGACUAUGACAGGGCUAAAUCACUGUUCUGUGACUUACUUGGGAUGGACUAUAAUCAUAAUGAAGUUGCAUGGAAAAUUUUGAAUGAUGGUUUGCUCAAAGCUGGCCAUGUGGAUUUUUGUUCACAGUUGCUGGCUGCUAUGGAUAAUAGACACUGUCGGAUUGACUCUGAGUCAUAUUCAAUGUUGACUGAUAGCAUUCGUGAGGCUUCUGGCAGUGUGGUCAGCGAACUCAGAGGAGAAGCUGCCUGACCGAUGUGCAAGUGUCUUUGGAGUUUCGUCAGAAUCAAUGCAGUGUUCCUAUGAUUCCCGAGGAAACAGUGUCCUAACAAUCCUCUUGAUGAUGCAGAGAUGCCUUUAUGAACAUGGAGGUCUUCAGGCAGAAGGUAUCUUCCGAAUAAACGCAGAAAAUAGCCAGGAAGAAUUUUGUGAGAGACCAAUUAAAUAAUGGAAUUGUUCCUGAUGGUGUUGAUGUCCACUGUUUGGCAGGUCUAAUCAAAGCCUGGUUCAGAGAAAUGCCGAGGGGGGUACUGGACUCUAUCCCACCUGAACAGGUGAUGCAAUGCCAAUCUGAAGAGGACUGUGCUUGGGUAUCGAAAUGUCUUCCACUAGCUGAAGCAGCUUUGCUUGACUGGGCUGUUAAUCUGAUGGAUGAUGUAGUCCAGGAAGAACAGAUAAACAAGAUGAAUGAUCGCAAUAUUGCUAUGGUUUUUGUGCCAAAUACGACUCAGAUGGCAGAUCCUUUGACUGCACUGAUGUAUGCAGUCCAAGUGAUGAAUUUUCUCAAGAUGCUGGUACAAAAGACCCUCAAGGAUAGAGAGGAGUCCACUCCAGAGGAUGUUUUGCUGCCACAGAAGGACCCAUCUGAUGAAAAUGGGCAUCAGAAACCCAGCGUGACACUUGAUUCUCUCCUUGAGGAUGGAUCCAGGCGCCCUUCAUUUGCCAAGGAAGAGCCCCUUCUGAACAGUCCUGCCCACAGCACUGAUGACAAGUCUAAUGAAAGUAAAAACCACUUUAGGAGUCACUGCUGCUUUCGCUGCCCAGGCAACGAGUGUGGACGACUCCACUAGUGGCUUACAACCUUCAGCUGCUAUCACUUUAAGAUAAAUUCAAUAGAAUUUUCUCCUAAGCUAUUUAAAGGACAACUAUGGCUACAAUUCAAGAUAUAGGACUCUCUGCGGCUAUCAACAUAAUGGGUGCUGUAGUGUUCCUAGUUGCAUUUGCUUUCCUUCGACUGCAGCCAAUCAAUGAUAGGGUUUACUUCCCAAAAUGGUACCUCAAAGGUGCAAGAGAGAGUCCAAGUCAUGGGGGUACAUUUGUCCGGAAGUUUGUCAAUUUGGACAUGCGUUCAUACUUGAAAUUUUUAAGUUGGGUGCCUGCUGCUCUCAAAAUGCCUGAGGAUGAGUUGAUUAGCCAUGCUGGUCUGGAUUCAGCUGUGUAUCUGAGGAUUUACUUGGUCGGACUUAAAAUAUUUGCUCCAAUCUCAGUUCUAGCUUUCAUUGUUCUUGUCCCUGUUAAUUGGACCAAUGAUACUCUGCAAUUCUCAAAGUUAGAGCACAGCAAUGUUGAUAAGCUUUCAAUAUCAAACAUACCAGUUGGAUCAAAAAGGUUUAUAGCCCACUUGGCAAUGGCGUAUGUUUUCACAUUUUGGACCUGCUAUGUACUAUUACGUGAGUAUGAAGUAGUUGCAAAGAUGAGACUGCGAUUUCUUUCAUCAGAGAAACGCAGACCAGAUCAGUUCACGGUCCUUGUGCGGAAUAUACCGCCUGAUCCAGAUGAAUCAAUUAGUGAGCUUGUGGAACAUUUCUUUCUUGUGAAUCAUCCUGGUCACUAUCUGACACAUCAGGUGGUUUACAAUGCAAAUAAACUUGCUAAAUUGGUGAAAGAGAAAGCAAAGAUGCAUAAUUGGCUUGACUACUAUCAGCUGAGAUUUGAAAGGAAUGCAUCUAAACGGCCUACUACUAAGACUGGUUUUCUUGGUUGUUUUGGUACGAAGGUGGAUGCCAUUGAAUACUACACAUCAGAAAUUGAGAGGAUAGAAAGUGAAGAAGCAGAAGAGCGUGAAAAAAUUGUAAAGGAUCCCAAAUCCAUUGUACCAGCAGCAUUUGUUUCCUUCCGAUCACGUUGGGGUGCAGCAGUUUGUGCUCAGACACAGCAAACCAGUAACCCAACUGUUUGGUUGACAGAAUGGGCUCCAGAACCUCGUGAUGUGUACUGGGAUAAUUUGUCUAUUCCAUUUGUCUCCCUUACAGUUCGAAGGCUGAUAAUUGCAGUGGCAUUCUUCUUCCUGAACUUCUUUUAUGUGUUCCCAAUAGCAUUUGUUCAGUCUCUUGCAAAUCUUGAAGGGAUUGAGAAGGCAGCGCCGUUUCUGAAGCCUCUGAUUGAAGAGCAUACUAUUAAAUCAUUCAUCCAAGGUUUCCUUCCGGGAAUUGCUCUGAAGAUCUUCCUUAUAUUGCUCCCAAGCAUAUUAAUGUUUAUGUCUAAGGUUGAAGGAUUGACCUCAAUAUCUUCACUGGAGAGAAGAUCUGCAUCAAAGUAUUAUAUUUUCAUAUUCUUCAAUGUAUUUCUGGCAAGCAUUAUUGCAGGAUCUGCUUUAGAGCAGCUAAAAAGCUAUAUUCAUCAGUCAGCAAAUGAAAUACCAAGGACGAUUGGUGAAGCAAUUCCAAUGAAGGCAACCUUUUUUAUAACAUAUACAAUGGUUGAUGGUUGGGCUGGGGUAGCUGGUGAGAUAUUGAGAUUGAAGCCACUAGUGAUCUUCCACCUGAAAAACUUUUUCUUGGUCAAGACUGAGAAAGACAGGGAAGAGGCAAUGGACCCUGGAAGUAUUGGUUUUGACUCAAGCGAACCUCAAAUUCAGCUGUAUUUCUUACUUGGUCUUGUCUAUGCGGCAGUGACACCAUUUUUGCUCCCUUUUGUAUUGAUAUUCUUUGGGUUUGCGUACGUUGUAUACCGCCACCAGAUAAUAAAUGUGUAUAAUCAAGAAUACGAGAGUGCAGCAGCAUUUUGGCCAAGUGUUCAUGGACGCAUAAUCACAGCGUUGAUUGUAUCACAGCUGCUUCUCCUUGGGUUACUUAGCACAAAAGGCGCUGGCCAGUCAACACCUGUGCUCCUUGUUCUUCCUGUAGUGACCUUCUAUUUCCACAAGUACUGCAACAACCGCUACAAGCCGACUUUUGUGAAAUGCCCAUUGCAGGAGGCGAUGAAGAAGGAUACCCUGGAACGUGCCAGAGAGCCAGGAUUUGACCUCAAAGGAUACCUAAUGAAUGCCUACAUCCACCCGGUGUUCAAAGGUGAUGGGGACGACGACAAGUUCUCAGUCGUUGAUCAACCAGAAGCCGAGCAAGUCCUGGUGGCAACCAAGCGGCAGUCCAGGCGGAACACCCCCGUGCCCAGUAAAUACAAUGGGUCGGAAUCACCUUCGCUUCCUGAAAUUGUAAAUGACCAACGGCUAUAAAGAUGUCUACAGUUUUCCUAUGUAUAUUAAGGAUACAAUAAUGCUUUCGAAUGCCUCCAGUUAAUACUAGUAAAAGCAGUGAUGGCCAAUAUAUUCAUGCGUGUGGUUCUU
Messenger RNA from Zea mays, 6809 nucleotides. RefSeq names its product calcium permeable stress-gated cation channel 1. Gene Ontology annotation, molecular function: calcium-activated cation channel activity. NCBI's taxonomy places the organism in Eukaryota, Viridiplantae, Streptophyta, Magnoliopsida, Poales, Poaceae. The record is from RefSeq and is a predicted model, not a curated record. The transcript is spliced from 16 exons. Bases 4392 to 6698 code for a protein of 768 amino acids. Gene Ontology annotation, cellular component: plasma membrane.